AUGUGCGCCCACUCACUGUACCUUCGAAGUGCUCGUGAUGUCGGCGCGUCGGAGGGGUCAGUGCCCGUUGGCUCCGCUCAAGCUGUCCGCGAUUACAUCGCCUACCUUCAGUACAGCGACCUUCGCAAGCAGCUCGCUGCGGAGCUGGCAAAACCCACUGCCGCGAUGGGCGCUACCGUCACGGGGGCUCCUCGACCGCCAGUGGCUUCUUCGAUCGGAGUUCCGCCACCGGAGCAUGGUCUGCGAGGAGAUGGAGCACGAGAAGUAUGCGAUACGGCGCAGUCCUGGCUGUUCCCAUGGGAUGAGGAUGAAAUAGGCCGCGACGGCGCUCAAGGCUACGUUGUACAGCCCCUUGACUGCGAUCGCGCUUACGCGCUUCACGCGAACCGGCUGCGGCACUGGUUCACCGCGGCGGAACUGGCCUCUUUUCGCGGGGAGACUGUUCUGGAGGAUGCUGCACUUGCAGGGACGGGCGGUGGUCGUCGUGGUCGGUCACCUGUGGCGGCGACAGCGAGCGCGUCGAUGCUUCCGUUCUCUACUGCUGCUCUUCCGCUGGAGCCGCCUCCUCCAGCCGUGGCCCCAGCAGACGCACCAGAGAGCGCGCACCACCCAUCCCACUCGCCGCAGAGUUUUGCUGCGACGCCAUCCUCGUCGUCGUCCGCCUCUUCCGCUUCUCUUACGUCUUUCGUGUCGACAGCGUCUCUGGAGGCGUAUGAGAGCGCGGCGCGAGCUACCAGCGGCGUUGAUGGCGGCCCCCACGAUCGGCGCCAACGGACGUACCUUGGCGAGGAGCUCGGUUACGGUGAGUUCGUGGCCUUGGGUGAUCCGGAGGGCCUUUUUUUCAUCGAGCAUGUUCUGUUGGCACACGAACCGACGCAGGGUGCGACCCCUGCGUCGACAGCGGGGGCGCGGUGGACGAGUGGCAAUUCAGACAAGGUGACCGAGGACAGAGAGCAGGGUUUGACAUCGCAGAGCUCACAAGGUGUCCGCUCCGCUCCGGAAGCGUCAGGGAAGACUGCCGCAAGUAUGGCGGCGGCCUCUGCGGCACCGCUCCCGUCGCAUGUUGAGCCGAUCGUCACGCUAACAGCGCGUCAGCAGUGUCGCCUGCUGGAGCUCAUCUCUGUUGCCGAUUUUAUGGGCACCCAGUCGCUGGUGGAACUUUGUGCGACGUACCUGGCAGCAUGGCUCGUGAACCGCACGGACGAAGAAAUCGUGCAGUCCUUCCUCACGACGGCAGGCCCGAGUAGUGCUGCAGCCGGUGCGGGCGCGUCCUCUGCGCCAACGUCAUUCAAGGUCACGAGCGCCGCAUCCUUCAACGAGCCUUGGAUAGCGCCGUUGCUGAGAGACGACGUUGCGCCCGAGAAGCCUGGCGAGGCUACCAGCAUGUCACUCCCGUCUGCAGGCGUGCCAGCCAUGUUUGGUGUGGUCAAGCCACGCAUGGAGACGGCGACAGCUGCUGCGGUGAAGAAGCGGAACGCCGCUGUGCCAAAACAAGCGGGCAAACUAAAGGGCAACCAUGCCGGCUCAACGGACGCCACCGCUGCGGGGCCUUUGAAGUACGCUGGAGGCGAUAGGGGCACCACCACUGCGUCAGCCGCCGUUGACCCUGUGCACGCACCUCUCCUGCUGACAGACGAUCGACGACUAGUGCUCCUACGGCAGAUGAAGCGUGACAACUCCAUUAUCGUGUCACCAUAUUGA
Molecule: messenger RNA, 1701 nt
Organism: Leishmania major strain Friedlin
Lineage: Eukaryota; Euglenozoa; Kinetoplastea; Trypanosomatida; Trypanosomatidae
Exons: 1
Coding region: 1-1701 (566 amino acids)
Source: RefSeq, a predicted model, not a curated record